GUAACAAGGAUGCAAAGAUCUCUGUUCUCCUCUACAGUCCUUCUGCUCUUACUGCUGGCCUUGAUGAGCCUUGGCUUGAUAAGUUGGGCAUGGACUGCCCCUGAUUGCACCAUAGCAGACAGUUCCUUGUUACCUAACCUCUCCUACUAUGUUCCGUUCUGUUCCUUGGACCCAGGACUGCAUCUUUUUGCAUCUUGCUCCAAUGUUAAAGACUUGGUUCAGACUUUGAGGAGAGUGCCCCCAGAUAUAGAGGCACUUUGCCUCCAGGGCAUAGUUCCUGUUCUGCCAGCUAAUGCCUUUGGCCACUUCCCCUCAUUGAGGCUUCUGAGGCUGCAGUUGGGCACCCUGGAGAUCACACCACAGGCCUUUCAAGGAUUGGGCCUGUUGCAGCACCUUAUUUUUGAGCAUCAUGCUCCCUGUUGCCUGAGUCUGUUCCUCCCUCCAGAUGCUCUGGAGCCCCUUGGAUUCCUCAGUACCCUUUCCUUUCAAGGCUACUGCCUGAACUGUAGCCAGAAUAUCCAGUUGCCAAGCAGCCUUAGUCAUCUCAGUCUGAGGCACAGCUGUUUGACAGAGCUGCAGGAACUGCAAGGGCUCUUCCCCAUGCUUAUGCCUGGUACCUCUCCUACAGCCAGCCUCAGACAAAGCCUCCCCUUCCUGGAGGUCCUGGAUUUGUCUUCCAACCUGAAGCUGAGCCAUGUGGGUGUCAGAGCCUUGCAUGGCCUUAAGGUCCAUUCCCUGAAAUUGGAUAGAACCCCACUAAAUGCAUUCAGCCUCUUAGGCUCAGGACUGUUCUACCUGGACUUCCUCUCCCUUGUGAGUACAGGUAUAGAAAAACUGCCUGGGAAUGUGACCAGCUACUUUGAACUCCGUGCACUUGACCUUGGGAGGAACCAAAUACAAAACAUAGAGGAUGAGGAUCUCCCAAUCUGCAGCUCCCUGGAACUCCUGAACCUUCAUGAGAACCAUCUGCAAUCACUUCCCAUUAGAUUCCUAAAUACCCUGACCCAGCUUCAGAGGCUCAACCUGUCCAUAAACAAGCUGGGCCCAACCUUGCUGCUCCCAGAAGGAUUGGUUAGUGCAAACCUGAAAGUGCUGGAUCUGUCCCACAAUGAGCUCUCUGUUCUGCCAUCUGGGGCCUUCUCCUUUCUUCCUCAACUCCAGGAGCUCUGGCUAAGUGGGAACAAUAUCUCCAUUUUAUCUAAUGACAGCCUGAAGGGACUGAGGUGGCUGAGGACCCUAGACCUUAGCUGGAACAAAAUUAAGAUGCUAAAGCCAGGAUGGCUCUCCUCUCUUCCUGCCCUCACCUCACUGAACCUCCUAGGCACAUAUUUAGAGCGUAUCACAGGCAUGCAGCUCCAAGGUCCCCAAAAGCUGAGCCAUCUACAGUUGAGUUCUCCUGAGAUGCUGGAUAUCUACCCUCCCUGGCCUCCAGCACUGCUCAGCUUGGAGAUACGGGCAAAACAGUGGAUCCAGUUUAGUGUUCCCCAUGGAGAACCCUUCUUAUUGUUGGAGAACCUUACCUUACAAACUUGCUAUGUGUUACUUCUUCCAGCCAACACCACAAUUCAUUUCCCUUCCCUGCGUCACCUCACUCUGCGAGGCUGCAGCCCCUACAUUUUCUCAAACAGUUCAACCCAGAGAUUCUUCCUACAGCUUCCUCUCCUGGAGCACUUGCACUUCUGGUCUGAUCCUGAUGAAACAGAAAACCUGCAUCUACUUGAGAUGCCCAGACUGCGUGUGCUAGAGCUGGGGGACCUCAACUUCUUUUAUGAGUCAAGUUCAAUGAAGCUGGAAAUGCUACUGGAGAAAAUGCCUCAGUUACAGGUACUGGCAUUGAGCCACCUGAAUCUUGGGAAUUUCUCCAUGUCCAGAUUCAGAGGCCUGGACCAACUUCAGCUGUUACUACUCAACUCUGAAUGGGCCCUGGGGUUGGACAUCAGCUUCCAGGAGCUAAUUCCCCUGAUGCCUCAGUAUGUUUAUUUCUCAGAUGUCACCUUCACCUGCCAGUGUGAAAGCUCUUGGAUGGGACCUUGGGCAACCCAAGCCCCAAACUCAUUUGUGUAUGGGCUGGAGAAAGCCAUGUGUACAGUCAAUGCCUCUGACUACUCCAAGACUCCACUGCUCUCCUUCCUUUCUGAUCACUGCUCACAUGAUCUGGAGUUUCGGGGCUUUCUCACCAGCUUCACUCUGGUUCUCCUGACCACUGUCCUUGCACUGCUUGGCUGCCCCAAAUGGCCCUGGCUUCACCACCUCUGGACACUUUUUUAUAGGUGGUGGUGGAAAUUGUGUGGGCGUGGCCCUCGAAGCCAAUUUCAUUAUGAUGUCUAUAUAUCCUUUUGUGAGCAGGACCGAGCCUGGGUGUUGGAAGAACUGGUUCCUGCCCUGGAGAAGUCUCCUCCAGCAGGCGAGGGAUUGAGGAUAUGCCUACCAGAGAGGGACUUUGGGAUUGGGCAGGACAGAAUGGAUGCCAUGGUUGCCAACAUGGAAAACAGCAGGACCACCCUCUGUGUGCUCAGCUGCCAGGCCCUGGGAAGCCCCUGGUGCAGUCUGGAGUUAAGACUGGCCACCUACUACUUGGUGGCCAGGCCUGGAACAGCUCGCCUUGUGCUGCUGUUUCUGGAGUCCAUUGAUAGGUGGAAGCUCCGUGGCUACCACCGCCUCUCUAGGUGGCUCCAGAAGGAGGACUAUUUUGAUUUGCCUCUAAGAAGGGUAGAGUGGGAAGCUUUCUGUGAGAAACUUCGGAGAAGGCUAAGAAAAGCUGGACAAGAAAGAGAUGAUUAG
Messenger RNA from Castor canadensis (American beaver), 2781 nucleotides. Its product is annotated as toll-like receptor 11. Gene Ontology annotation, cellular component: plasma membrane. Lineage: Eukaryota; Metazoa; Chordata; Mammalia; Rodentia; Castoridae. Gene Ontology annotation, biological process: inflammatory response; toll-like receptor signaling pathway. The record is from RefSeq and is a predicted model, not a curated record. Gene Ontology annotation, molecular function: signaling receptor activity; protein binding.